Messenger RNA from Thlaspi arvense, 1756 nucleotides. Lineage: Eukaryota; Viridiplantae; Streptophyta; Magnoliopsida; Brassicales; Brassicaceae. The record is from the annotation of a GenBank genome assembly.
AUGCGUAUAUAUCUUUGUUUCAAAUAUGUCAUACGCGAUCGUGAGACUGGAAUAUCGAGGGGUUUUGGAUUUGUUACUCUCGAGGACGAGAAAUCUAUGAGAGAUGCCAUUAAGGAAAUGAACAUCGCUGAGAUCGAUGGUUGCUGCAACAAUGGUGUUCGUAAGGUAUUUUGUGAUCUUAAGUUCAUUGCUGUUGAAGAGGCUUGGCCACGCAAACCCAGUUCAGAGGAAUUUGCCUACACGUUUGCCAUGAUGGUUAGUUUAAAGAUGAGGGCCGCAGGAAUAACUCACAGGUAUCAUCUCUCCCUCCCGGCAAUGAAGUCGCUUUGGAGGAGCCGCUGCGUGAUUGACGAUAAGAUAUACGUGAUUAGAGGUUGCAAAGAUUGGGUUCGAAAUGUUGGAUCCCAAGAAAAAGAUUUGGAGAUUGAUAGCCCAGACUCCUCCAUACGUGGCGUAGUAAAUAUUGUUUUGGAAUUGUGUGAAGAUGGUGAGAUGUGGGGGAAGAUUGAAUCAGUCCAAGUUGUGCUUAGAACCAAGUCGCUGUCUUCAAUUGAGUUUUAUCGAGUUGUUACCUUCGGAUUUAGAUCUUCCUUUUUAUCUCUUUCAAUGGCGUCCGCAGAUGUUGAGUACCGGUGCUUCGUUGGAGGUCUAGCAUGGGCCACCGAUGACCAGGCUCUUGAGACCGCUUUCUCUCAGUUCGGCGACGUUGUUGAUUCCAAGAUCAUCAACGAUCGUGAGACUGGAAGAUCAAGGGGAUUCGGAUUCGUCACUUUCAAGGACGAGAAAUCCAUGAAAGACGCCAUUGAGGGAAUGAACGGACAGGAGCUCGAUGGUCGCAGUAUCACUGUUAACGAGGCUCAGUCACGAGGAAGCGGUGGCGGAGGCGGCCGUGGUGGAGGUGGCGGUGGAUACCGCAGCGGCGGUGGAGGAUACGGAGGCGGUGGCGGCUACUCUGGUGGCGGCGGAGGAAGACGCGAGGGAGGUGGUGGUUACUCCGGUGGUGGAGGUGGUUACUCCUCAAGAGGAGGUGGUGGCAGCGGAUACGGUGGCAGACGCGAGGGUGGUGGAGGAUACGGAGGUGGUGAAGGUGGCAACUAUGGAGGAGGCGGCGGUGGUGGCUGGUAAUUAGAUUAGGUUGAGAUGUGAUCGGCCCUUAUCUGCUUCUGGUUGUGUGUGUUGUCUUUGGAUUCUGUUUUCUGGUUCUGCUAUUUUGGAUGUGACAGUUCGUGAUUAGGUAUCUGAUAUCUGGAAACGUAAUGUUAAAUCAAGUUUCGUUUUCUUAAUUCUUCGUUGCCAAAUUUCUUCGCCAAUCGAUGAUAAUUAACCAAGUAAAUCGUCUAAAAUCAUUAUAUUAGGCUUUCAUAUAUUCGCGAAUGCUCUUUAAUGGGCCUGCUAUUUGCAACUGUUAACAAAUCAAAGUUAAAUCUAUAAUAUACAAAAACUUUAGUCCACAAUAACAAAUUUAAAUCUAUAAUAUACAAAAACUCUAGUCCACAAUAACAGAGAUUAAAGAAUUUAGUCUCUAACUAAAGAGGUCAACGAUACUAAUUAGUGAAAAUAAUGCGGCUUCUUUAUUUCCCUCUUUUCUUUAUCUUAUUGUAGAGAAGAGCGGCCCGAAAUGUUUCGGGCCCUACACUUUAUUCCGUAAAUUGGGAGGCUAAAGAUUUGCAAAUACCAAUAAGCGUUGGAGUCAACGUAACAAUAAGUCUUCAUUAAAAUUCUAACCAAUGAUAUUUUGCAACAAGAGCUACAACGG